Messenger RNA from Penicillium concentricum, 795 nucleotides. RefSeq lists its product as uncharacterized. The record is from RefSeq and is a predicted model, not a curated record. Gene Ontology annotation, biological process: chromatin remodeling. NCBI's taxonomy places the organism in Eukaryota, Fungi, Ascomycota, Eurotiomycetes, Eurotiales, Aspergillaceae. The transcript has 2 exons. Bases 1 to 795 code for a protein of 264 amino acids. Gene Ontology annotation, cellular component: Ino80 complex.
AUGCCCGCCGCCACUCCAAAUGGUCGCUCCCGCGCUGGAGCUAAGAAUUCCUCCUUGAUGGUGAUUCUCAAGCUGUCUGGGGACGCCCUCCAACAGUUUGCUAGCCCGAAGAUCAAGUCGAGCCAAAAUAAUACCCCUAACAUUAGAACCAACGACAACUCCUCUCCAGCCUCAUCCGCCGAGCUCCCUACCGUCCGCCCAUCUUCCGCCGACAAUGGAUCCGACGCCGACGCCAAUUCUACGCCCGCCACAGGGGCGACUCCAAGCGAUGCACAGCGUCGGAAGGGUGUUCCGGGUCCCAAGCCCGGCAACAAAAGAACGAAAGAACAAACCGACCCUACCGCAAAGUCACGGGGACGCCCUGGCCCCAAGAAGAAACCCAGGCUUGAGGAAGGUGAUGCCACGAAAAUCCCAGCCGCACAGCGCCUGGGACCGAAAGCCAAUACGGGAGCCAUCAACGCCGGUCUGCGCGCGCUAGAUCGCACCGGAGCUGCGUGUCGCAAGUGGGAGCGAAAGCCCCUACAGCUACGCAGCUUCACUGGCAUUAUGUGGCAACUCCCUUCCUGGCGCACACCCGGUAUGUCCAAGUCCGACGACUCGGUCGAUGACAAGUCCGCAGCACUGGAAAGUGGUGACAGCGACUCAAAGACUAUGCUCCAUGCCCCCGGCACCGACACGGCCAAUGGCAGCAGUGCUGUACCUAGUGAGAAGAGUCAUUCCGGGGAUGGAGAUGUCACCCCUGCUCCAUCCCAUCUAGUGGAACCCUCCUCGCCGGCCAUUGCUAUGACAGCUUAA